Molecule: messenger RNA, 2121 nt
Organism: Rhizoctonia solani
Lineage: Eukaryota; Fungi; Basidiomycota; Agaricomycetes; Cantharellales; Ceratobasidiaceae
Product: hAT family dimerization protein
Exons: 8
Coding region: 1-2121 (706 amino acids)
Source: RefSeq, a predicted model, not a curated record
AUGGCACCAACAAGCUGGACCUGGACCUACUUCUGUCAAGGCAAGAGACGCUACCAGAAGAACAAGACAAACUACGAAGCAUACUGUCGAGGAUGUGUAAUGCACUGGACGGAGAAUCUGGAGGAAGCUGACCAACAAGCGGUGGCGGAAGGAGAGAGUGUUCUGUUAGUCCGAGACAAGGGUGAAUUUAUAAGGCCGCCAAUGUGUGGCCGCCCUUCAACAUUUCGAGCCCAUAUUCGAAAAUGUCCCUAUGUGGCUGCAGAGGCCAAACAGAAACUUGCUGAGGAAGAUUCUGCUAGGAACCCACCCAAUGAGCCAAACGGUUUGGGUCCUGAUUUGGGUGUACCAUCAGCCCUGCUGCCUGCUGUUGACUCGUCUCACACCUCAGCUUCCUUCCUGCCACCAGACCAUGGCAUCCAGAUUCGUGCUCCUCUUAACCUCACUCCUGCCGAGACUGAAAUCUUUCAAGCCAAAAUCCUCCGCCUCUUUAUUGCCAAUAAUAUUGCCCUUCGUGCUAUUGACUCAGUUGAAACUUGGCUUUUUUUCAACCAAUAUUUCCCUGGUGCCCCUUUGCCUACUCGACAAGCCCUUGCUGGACGAAUUCUCAAGGAGGCGGUUCGGAAGUCGGAGGAGAAUAUGGUCAAGGCUGUGUAUGGUAAAAUGGCUACGGGGUUGAGCGAUGGGUGGAAGGACAAACGGAAACGUGCGCUAUUGGCAUAUAUGGCUAAUGUCAAUGCUACGGCUUAUACUGUUGGCAUCAAGGAUAUUUCGGCACUCCCCAAGACCGCUGAGAAUCACCUCAAAGUUGUGAAGGAGGCAAUCAAACAAUGCAAGGAAGAUCUGGGUAUGAAUAUUGUUGGAUGGGUGUCUGAUGCUGGAGGCGAUUCGCGUGGUAUGAGGAUUUGUCUGGGAAAAGAGCAUCCAGAACUGCUUCUAUUUGAUUGUUGGGCUCAUCAGAUUCAGUUGGUUGUUGGCGAUGUCCUCAAGCUCAAGAAUGAUCUUGUUGCUGCAGGCGACGAUGCACAAGAGAUUGCGAAAUGGUUUAUAUUGCAUAGCCAAGCACUCGGGCUUCUCCACGACGAACAGGUGAAGGCAACCGGUCGAUCUCGCAUGUAUACGGUCCCAAACCUCACUCGUUGGACAAGCCACUACAUUACUGCACAAGGACUUCUCGACGACCGCGGUCCGUUGCAAGCAACUGUUGCUUUGCACCGUGAUCGACUGAUGCAGAUUGGAUCACGGGAUCCUGAGCGUACCAAACGUGUUCUUGCCGCUGUUGAACAACCCGAGUUCUGGAGGAGGCUUGGAGAACUUACUUCAUAUCUUCGACCCCUGGCUAUAGCGUUAAACAUUGCUCAGGCUGCUGAUACACGCCUCUAUCAUAUUCUCGUCACUCUUGGCCGGUUGUAUCAACUUUUCGACGACCCAAAUAUCGAUCCCGAGGUUCGAAUCCGCGUGCUUGCUAGUCUCGAGCUUCGGUGGCGAAAGUCAGAUCAGGAUGCUUUCAUUUUGGCUAUCUUCUUCCACCCAUAUAUCCGGUGUCGUCUCUUCAGCCCAAACAGCCCCGAUUUUUGCGCCAAUGCGCUUUACACUGUUGUUCAACGAGUCUUCGAGCGUGUUUUUCAGAAAGCCUCGGAAUGGUGCGAUUUAACAUGGAAUUACUAUAGGGCAAGGAUAUUAAUCUCGACGCAAUUUGGUCAACACUUCCCUGCCCCGGAACGGUCAACACGGGUCGUCACCAGCUUGCCGAUUAUUCAGUCGUAUGGGGAAUAUUCAUACGAAGCUCCGAACCGAUUCAAUUUCAAGCGCGUACACGACAUUGCUACAGUCGCUAUGGACAUCGAUGCUCAACACCAAGCCGCUGGUCUCACUCGGAGCGAACGAGGCGACAUUUCGACAAUCCCUAACAAUGAUAGCAUUGACUCGGGAGACGAGGAGGAAGAGGAGCCAGGGGAGCAAAACCUAACUACCCUUGCCACGCAGUUCAACCAGCGCUUGACGAGGACAGCGAUGGGGACGAGGAGCUCCCCGUACCCUCUGCCGUUUCGAGCCAAACUCACACUCGCCCUCUUGAGGGUGUCGACGAGGGCUCGGGGUGUUCUGGAAGUUUGGAGUGUCUAA